AUAUCUCCAACAUCUCCUCCAAAACAUUCUUUUCCUUGUGAUUCAUUAUUUUGCCUAGUUUUACUUUUCAAAUAGACUUCUAACAAAAGUUAUGACUGAAAACCAAUUAUAUAGCUUUAUAACCAUGAAGAGUUCAUUGUCUAAAUGCAAACAGUCUUCUUCUUUGUCUUUCCCUUUGUUUGGUCUGAUCAACUUCUUCCUCAUCGGUUUUUUCAGAUGGGUUUCUUUUGCUCAGUUAUUUUUCUCUAGGUUCUGGCCUCUUGUUCAACACCAGCAAUGUGUUUCCGAGAAGAAGAGCAAAGAUCUUGAGUUCCAAACUUCGAUCAAACACGAAGAAUAUCGUGAUGAUGAUGAUGAUGGUCUUUGCAGAGAAGAUGUAGGGAUGGUUAUGAAAAGCUUAGGGCUUUCCACUGACCAAGAAAACGAGGGACUUCAAAAACAGUACAGUUCCAAGGAGGUUUCGAAUCUGUUCGAAGAGAAAGAGCCAAGCUUAGAGGAAGUGAAGCAAGCUUUUGAUGUCUUUGAUGAAAACAGAGAUGGGUUUAUCGAUCCUAUAGAUUUGCAGAGAGUUUUGACAAUCCUUGGCUUAAAGCAAGGAUCUAACCUUGAGAACUGCAGGAGAAUGAUCAGAUCAUUCGAUGGAAGUAAAGACGGAAGAAUCGAUUUCUAUGGAUUUGUGAAAUUCAUGGAGAACAACUUCUGCUGAAAUCGUAUUUCCUUAAAGUAUCAAUUUCUGCACUUCUUUUCUUCUUGCUUUGAGAUUGUGUCUGUUAAUACUGUUGUCUCCGCACCUUGUAUAAACUACCAAACUUUCAUAUCAAAAGCUCUGCUAUAGAGCGUAAAAACCAAUGAGUUUGGAAAUAAUUGUCACAGACAUGAAUAAUCUGCC
Messenger RNA from Arabidopsis thaliana (thale cress), 889 nucleotides. Its product is annotated as Calcium-binding EF-hand family protein. The record is from RefSeq and is marked reviewed. The transcript has a single exon. Gene Ontology annotation, molecular function: calcium ion binding. Lineage: Eukaryota; Viridiplantae; Streptophyta; Magnoliopsida; Brassicales; Brassicaceae. Bases 92 to 706 code for a protein of 204 amino acids.